AUGCUUGUCCGCGAUGACACCAAGUCAAUGGCCGAGUCCAUGGCUAUCGCGCAAUCUCCGGUCAGCGAUGCGCCGCCGCCUUACGAAAGCAGGCAUUCUAGUGUUCGAAAGGACAUGGUUCAGGCCGUCCCGACCUCUGUGUCGCGUUCUCCGUCCACAUUGAACAGCGGCUUUCCCACUAGUCCCACGUCACAAUAUCUACCUGCGGCAGAAGACGCGAAACCUCGUACAAUUAACCAUGUGUCAUUGUAUUCUCGCCGUGAAGCAGUCUAUGGAACGUUUCUUGUUGACCCAAAUAUUCCUGAGACACCCUUGGACACAAGAAUAUUCCCCUCAGAGAAGCCGUGUGAAUAUGAGAUAAAGAAGCGCGAUCGCUCCGUCGAGCGUGCACACGCUCGCAACUCCAGACGUGCUUUUGGUUCAGUUUCCCAUGGCAACGACGACUCACCUUGCGACAAGAACAAAGAUUCCUGCCGCGAUCGCAUUGCGCCUGUCAACGCUGCCUUCAGAACGCGCCACGGCAUGAUCAACCUCGACUUGGCCAUCGUCAAUUCAGGUGCUGCCAGCGCGAUCUCACACGAAGCAAAGAAAACGCGCGGACGUGUGUUGCUGUCCAGCCGUCAUGGGCGGAUUGACGUCAAUAUGUACGAUAUCGAGCACGACUGCUGUGUCGACUUGGACGUGUCGACACGCUUUGGGGACAUUAAUGCUUUGCUCCCCCCUACCUUCGAUGGCACCCUUGCGUUUGCCAUACGGAAACGCUCCAAAGUAUCCUUCCUGCCCGUGUUUGCCUCGCGUGCGCGUGUUGUGCGUGAAUCCGACCAUGAAGUGCUCGUCGUGUUGUCCAGACCUACCCCGGCGUCACUUGCAGUGGGUUCGGAUACUAUGUCUAAUCGUUUGCUGGAUGGUGGCGACCGCUGCGUGAUCAGGACUCAUGAUGGGAAAAUCACUGUUGGAUUUAGCGGUCUUGACUCGCUGCCAUGA
Messenger RNA from Fibroporia radiculosa, 984 nucleotides. RefSeq lists its product as uncharacterized. The record is from RefSeq and is a predicted model, not a curated record. Lineage: Eukaryota; Fungi; Basidiomycota; Agaricomycetes; Polyporales; Fibroporiaceae. The transcript is spliced from 4 exons. The coding region runs from base 1 to 984 and encodes 327 amino acids.